Molecule: messenger RNA, 2416 nt
Organism: Podarcis muralis (Common wall lizard)
Lineage: Eukaryota; Metazoa; Chordata; Lepidosauria; Squamata; Lacertidae
Source: RefSeq, a predicted model, not a curated record
ACAAGGAAGUCAUGGAGGAGAAUUAUGAGAUGGUGGCCUCUCUAGCAGAGACUCUGAUACUCAUGUCUGAGCUCAUCUUCUCACUUGGAACAGAAAAAUACAGGGAUGUUGUCCUGGACCAAUUGAGAGGUGAUGGAGAAGGCAAUCAGAAUUUUGAGGGGCCAUCUGUAAAGUACUUCAGCAUGAGCGAACACCUUAACACACAACUACAAACUAACGCAGGGGAGAAACCCUUUAAAUUUAUGGAGUGUGGGAAGAGUUUCAUUGAGAGUGGAGCUCUUACAAGACAUCAACGAACUCACACAGGGGAGAACCCAUUUCAAUGUAUGGACUGUAGGAAGAGCUUCAGGGAUAUGGGAAAACUUACAAGACAUCAACGAACUCACACAGGCGAGAAACCAUUUAAAUGUAUGGAGUGUGGUAAGGGUUUCAUUGGCAGUGGAGCUCUUAAAGUACAUCAACGAAUUCACACCGGGGAGAAACCAUAUAAAUGUUUGGAGUGUGGAAUGAGCUUCUAUCAUAGGGAAUCCCUUAAUAUGCAUCAGAUAAAUCACACAGGGGAGAAACCAUUUAAAUGUAUGGAGUGUGGGAAGGUUUUCAGUCAAAGGGGAAAACUUACUGUUCAUCAACGGACUCACACAGGGGAGAGACCAUUUCAAUGUAUGGAGUGUUUGAAAGGUUUCAUUGACAGUGGAACUCUUACAAGACAUCAACGAAUUCACACCGGGGAGAAACCAUAUAAAUGUGUAGAGUGUGGAAUGAGCUUCCGUCAUAGGGAAACGCUUAAUGGGCAUCAAAGAAAUCACACAGGGGAGAAACCUUUUCAAUGUUUGGAGUGUGGGAAGGUUUUCAGUCAAAGGAGAAAACUUACUGUACAUCAACGGAAUCACACAGGGGAGAAACCAUUUCAUUGUAUGGAGUGCGGAAUGAGCUUCAGUGAAAAUGGAAGCCUUACCCAACAUCAACGAACUCACACGGGGGAGAAACCAUUUAAAUGUAUGGAAUGUGGGAAGGGUUUCAGUCGGUGUUCACACCUUACUAUACAUCGAAGAACUCACACAGGGGAGAAACCAUAUAAAUGUUUGGAGUGUGGGAAGGGUUUCAGUGAAGGGGGGAGACUCAUUGUGCACCGACAAAGUCACACCGGGGAGAAACCAUUUAAAUGUAUGGAGUGUGGGAAUUGUUUCAUUGAGAGAGGAGCUCUUACAAAACAUCAACGAACUCACACAGGCGAGAAACCAUUUAAAUGUAUAGAGUGUGGGAAGGGUUUCAUUGAGAGAGGAGCUCUUACAAAACAUCAACGAACUCACACAGGUGAGAAACCAUUUAAAUGUUUGGAAUGUGGGAAGAGCUUCUGUCAGACUGGAGCUCUUGCAACACAUCUACGAACUCACAAAGGCGAGAAACCAUUUAAAUGUAUGGAGUGCGGAAAGAGUUUCAGUCAGAAUGGAAACCUUACUAUACAUCAACGAACUCACACAGGCGAGAAACCAUUUAAAUGCUUGGAAUGUGGGAAGAGCUUCAGUCAGAUUGGAGCUCUUACAACACAUCUACGAACUCACACAGGCGAGAAACCAUUUAAAUGUUUGGAAUGUGGGAAGAGCUUCAGUCAGAAUGGAGGUCUUGCAACACAUCUACGAACUCACACAGGCGAGAAACCAUUUAAAUGUUUGGAAUGUGGGAAGAGAUUCAGUUGGAAUAGAGUUCUUACAAGACAUCAACGAACUCACACGGGAGAAACCAUUUAAAUCUUUGGAGUGUGGGGAGGGUUUCAGUCAAGGGCAAAACUUACUGUUUGAGGCUGAAAAGGCGUUUCCCAUAAGCUCUGUAUGAAUAAAGUUUCUAUGUUAGUAUUAAGGGUGUUCUUUCAAAAUAGUUGGUUUUGAGUUUCCCAGGGUAUCAAACAACAGCAUUGAUGUAACAUUUAUAUGUAACUAAUUAACAUUUAUAUGUAAUGAAUGACACAAUAUUAAUACUAAUGUUCAGAUAUAUAGUUAAUUUCUUAAAGAAUAUAUGUGUUUUAGUGAAAUGUCUUUAUUCAAUCAUAGGAAUAGUCAAUCAGGGAUUGUCUGUGAGGACCACAAGUGAUCUCAUGGUAUAAUUGAUGAUAUAUUUAGUAUGCUUAAUGGUAUGAAUGGAGAAGUGUCUGAAGUGAGUGGGAUCAGAUGGCACUAUGACUCUGAAGACAAGAUAAAGAAAUGAUUAAAUGGAAGAUGAAGAAUUAUUGAGUUAGCCAGUGGACCUGGCGAAAACAGGAUGGACAAAAAUAAUUGGGCGAGAAUAUGACAUAAGCAGGAUGACAGCAUGUCUGGGUGAAGUAGGGCAACCUGAAAACUAAAAAUAUGAUGAAUGAGUAGUGAAUGAAUGAGUCCUUAUUGCUUAUUACUUGUUAAUCAAUAAAGGGUGGUAAUCUGAA